Eremomyces bilateralis CBS 781.70 is the source of this 1767-nucleotide messenger RNA. Its product is annotated as pyridine nucleotide-disulfide oxidoreductase AMID-like protein. Gene Ontology annotation, molecular function: electron-transferring-flavoprotein dehydrogenase activity; flavin adenine dinucleotide binding. NCBI's taxonomy places the organism in Eukaryota, Fungi, Ascomycota, Dothideomycetes, Eremomycetales, Eremomycetaceae. Gene Ontology annotation, cellular component: cytoplasm. The coding region runs from base 496 to 1767 and encodes 423 amino acids. The record is from RefSeq and is a predicted model, not a curated record. The transcript has 4 exons.
GAAUCUUCCAUUGUCCGCGAUACCGGAGUCUUUCGACUUUUCGAGGGCACAUGGCGAGAUACUAGGCGGAUUUUUGUAAGUGCAUAAGCCAUGCUUGUGCUGGGUUUCAACAUGGACAUCCCAUCCCCUCAACGGAUAGUCGGGUACGGGUUGCCGUGAGACGCACGUGGGUUGUUCAUGAUAAACCAGCGCCCAACGGCCUAAGAUGCUCGGCACGGGCGAUUUCGGCGGGACUAACAUGAAAUCGUCGCUUUCUUCAUGACCCCCGCUAGCCUGAAAGCUGCGGGGUGAUCAUGAGCCCGAUGUCCUCAUAUUUCGUGUCCUAAGCAGACUCUCCUCCUUCAUUCUUCUUGCUCUCCAGUAGCCUGAUACCCAUACCCUGGUUUGAAGUCUUUUCACACUCUACUGCCCAUUUACCACGUACCAAUUAAGUCUGAUCUCCUCCGUAACCACCUCGUCUUUCUCAGUAUACAGAUCUCUUAAAACGCCGCAAGAAUGGCCGUAGCAAACUUAGCUCGAACGAGAAUCCUCGUGGCUGGAGGAUCAUAUGGUGGCCUGGCUGCCGCCCUCAAUCUUCUCGAUAUGAGUCAAGGCAGAAAGGCUCGAUCUGCUCCAACUGACCGGCCGGCGUCGGACAGGCCAGCGCUUCCAGUCCAAAUCACAAUCGUCGAUGAACGAGACGGAUUCUUCCAUCUCAUCGGUUCGCCCCUCGCUUUAGCUACUGAAGAGUACGCAAGAAAAGCAUGGGUUCCUUUCUCUGAAAUCCCGGCUUUGAAACACACCGACGUCUCAUUUCUCCAAGGAACAGUGACCUCCAUCGACCCUAAUACCCGUACUGCGACCAUAUCAAGAACCGAUUCCAACGAACACACACAGCAUGACUACGACUAUCUUGUCGCUGCAUCCGGCCUCAGACGUGUGUGGCCCACGGUUCCACAGGCCUUGAAAAAGAAGAAGUGGCUGGUGGAGGCAGACGGGCAUAUUCAGUCAAUCAAGGAAGCUAAAGAACGGGUCGUAGUAAUCGGCGGUGGUGCAGUGGGAAUUGAAAUGGCCGCGGAGCUCCAGCUGGUGCACCCGCAGGUUAGAGUCACACUCGUGCAUUCCAGAGACAGACUGCUCUCGUCUGAAGAGCUGCCAGAUGAGAUGGCAGAGAAAACCAAAGAACUUCUGGUUGAGGGAGGGGUGGAGGUAAUACUUGGUCACCGGGUGAAGGGCUCAGAACCGGUGUCCACAAACGACGGUACAACAUUAUACGACGUCACAUUCACCGAUGGAACACACAUGCGCGCCAGCCAUGUCAUCAGUGCCAUUUCCAGACCGAUGCCAACCAGCUCAUAUAUCCCAGCCGGGGCGCUGAACGAUGAGGGUUUGGUCAAGGUCAACAGCCGACUUGAGUUCACCGGCGAUAUCCCAAACAACACUUCGCAUUUCGCGGCUGGCGAUAUGAUCGCCUGGUCCGGCAUCAAACGCUGCGGUGCAGCGAUGUUUGCCGGCGCAAUCUCCGCGUCGAAUAUCUACCAGCAAAUGGUACAGAAGCACAACGGUACAGAGCCAAAGUUCGAUGAACUGCCGCCGAUCCCGCCGAUGAUCGCGUUGGCGGUGGGUGCCACAGCAGUGGCAUACCACCCGGACACGGGUCUCAAGUAUGGAGAUGAAGUCAUGCAGAACUUCUUCCAGGACGAUCUCGGGUUUAAUAUAUGUUACAAUAUCAUGGGUCUAGCAACUGACCCUUACAAAGGCCCGGAAGUAGAGAAGUCCGUAGCGUGA